AUGUGUGAAACCGGAGCACUUGAGCAAGAAUUGAAUCCAACGAACGACUCGCGGCCCGGCGAUGACGAAGGCCAUCAAUCGCGGUUUUUGAGUCUACCCAGGGAGCUUCGAGAUCUCGUCUACGAAUGCCUUGUCGAUGAGCGUAGAAGACGUCCAGAAAAUCCCGAUGACGCUGGCGAGCGUUCCCCAGUCUCUCCUACAACGCCCGGAUCUAUCGUGUAUGAAUCCAAAUCGCCCAAGCCGGCCAUGCUCCAGUUGAAGCUAUGCAACAAGCAAAUCUACCAUGAAAUCCGCGAUACAUUGAAAAACUACGUAAACGGCGAUACUGGACCCACGCGCCUCGAUAUCAUGGUCAAAGGCUCGGCAAUCUGGCCAACCUGGAUCAAGCUCCCCGUAACGCCGUAUCUCGACCCAACCAUCCAAAUCGACCUCCGCAUCUUCGAAGCCACAGACUUCGGAAGUGAGUUCAGCACAGGCGCUUACCGAGCCCUCUGGUCUCUCUUCAACCGCCUCAUCUUUCGCGGGCCCUGCCUCAUCCACAACAAAGACCUCCCCAAACCGCUGGAGGUGGGCCGUCUGCGCUUCGAGAUCAUGCUGUGCUUUCCCACGUCUGUGGAUGAUUUGUUUGGGACGUAUCGAGAUGUGUUUGAGCGCUUGGAGAAGUUGGCGUACGAUAAUGUGGGAUUGGGGAAUGUGGGCACGAUUGAGGCUUGUUUGGGUGCGGAUAGGAGGGUUUGGAGGUUGAGGCAGUUACCUACGGGACUCACGUUUGCGAGUAGGAUUAAUGAGUGA
Molecule: messenger RNA, 792 nt
Organism: Zasmidium cellare ATCC 36951
Lineage: Eukaryota; Fungi; Ascomycota; Dothideomycetes; Mycosphaerellales; Mycosphaerellaceae
Exons: 1
Coding region: 1-792 (263 amino acids)
Source: RefSeq, a predicted model, not a curated record